AUGCCAUUCUUCAAAGAGCUGCGCCGUCGGUCGAAGGCCAGCUUUCGAACCAAUGCCUCCGGGGAGUCUCACAAUGGUGACGUGACUUCGGGCAAAUCCUCCUCCACGCUUGACACCACCUACAGUACCCCGCCAUCGUCCAUCAAGCGCAAUUUAUCAACCCCAAAUCUCCCAGCCUUGAACAAAUCAAACGGCACCUUGAAUGGAUCGACUACCCCGGUGCAGUCGCUCCCACCUCAGCGACCGGUGCCCAUCACUUCUCAGUCAAACAGGAACAGCUUCUUCGCGGCCAACGGUUCCCCAGUCAAUGGAUCCAGAACCCCUCCCGCGACAUCUCCAUACGCACCUCGAAUCCUUUCUAUUUCCGAUAACUCGUGGGUGCACCAAAAGGUCCUUCUGGUCUAUGGCCAAAUUGGAGACCCAAAUCAACAUCCGCUGGACGGAACCUUGACGGUCUUCCAUAACCAAGAUAGCUUCCCUUCGACCACGUGGCCCGUCUCCGAGUCGCACUUUAAGGCUCUGGUUCAUCUCGUUCCCGGUCCGAACCGAUUACGAUUUGAUUUCUCGUCCCCCAAAUUAUCUUCUGGGAGCGCAGCCUCCAGCCACACAUCCUGGAUCAGCAUCAAUUACCUUCCUUUGGCAAAUGUCCCGCCCCUCGACCUAGUGAUCCUUCUCGGAAAGGAUUCAGAAGGGACCUUCGAUGCGGUUCCCGAACGCGUCCGGCGAGAAGGAAACGGCCUUGACACUGCGAUCCGGAAGUAUCGAAUGGCCGCUUACCUCUGGCAGGCUUUUACUGGCGAGCAGAUGUUCCGGAACGGUUUUGGCAGACGCUGUUUCCGGUUCGAAGAAGAAUGGCAGACUGGCACCCUCAGUCAGCGGGACACUCUCGCUGGACAGAUGAGGAAUGAAGCUAAGAUCCAUAUUGUCCGGUCAGAGAAGACCGUAGCCGAGCUCCGAGAUUUGAACAUCGCCCAGCAGUACGGACCCGCUACUAAGAAAAAUGAGCUCUUCAACAUCGCUAUGAAAGCGGUGAAGGAUUACUUCCGACCGCAUGCCGAUCAGAAACGGUAUGUGGCCGUGCUCCUUCUCGACUCUCAUUGGGAUACGGCCUCGCAGACGAUCACCGGCCAUGCCGCUCUGGGUUCGAGCAGUGAUAAUGUGAAGAUGGCCAUUUUUGGUUCUCAUAGCCUCCAGAGUUACCCUUCUUGUUUGGAAGAGGUGGUCCCUGCCUUUACGGACUGCACGAGAACCGAUGCUCGAUACGUCGGAAACGACUGCGGGGAAUCAGGGAGCAACUGGGAAGCCGCCAACAUCGGUAUCGGUGCUCACCUCCACGAGGUGGGCCACCUGUUCGGGUGUCCGCACCAGGAAUCCGGCAUCAUGCUGCGCGACUACGUCCGGCUGAAUCGAACCUUUAUCACUCGAGAGUCGUAUUCAACUCGCACCAAAUCACCGGGCCUCAAGUUGUGCUUGCCGUCCGAUGAAUGUGGAUGGCAUCGACUGGACGCCCUCCGGUUCCGAUUCCAUCCCUGUUUCCGCUUGCCUAGUGACCCUCCCGCUCCGUCAGACGACAGCGUCCAGGUAUGGCCCGUGGACAACGGGAAGAUACUCAUCACGGCAUCGUCUGGGGUAGCCUUUAUUGAAAUCUAUGCCGAAGGGGAUGAAACCUGCCAUAGCUUUAUCGAAUUCGUCAAUGCUGAGUCGCCCAACAGUGGAGUUCCGCGACAGGUGACGGUGACAGAAAGCGAGCUACGGCAACAACUACCCGCUGAGAAACAAAAGAAGAAAGUCAGGCUUGAGAUCUUUUCCGGAGGUCUCGGCAGUCACACGGUCCCCGACCUCAGCUCGUUAAGGUCGAAACAGUCCCUAGUGAAGCUCCCGAAAGGUCAGACGGGCUACAAGGGCAGCAUGUUGGGCUUUUCGCAGUUGGAGGGCAGUCAACCAGAGCAGGUUAUUCUGGAGAGUGCGUUCAUUCAAACUAAACUGUUGACUUCCAUCAAAGUGUAUCAUGGUGAGGCGCUUGAUGGGUUGGAAUUUUGCUACGAGGAUGCCACGAGCCAGCUUUUCGGCAAGCGUGGCGGGAAGCCGGGAGGCGACGAAUUUGUCUUUGAUACGCGACGGGGAGAGAACUUGUUGGGCUUCUAUGUCCGGGCUGGUGCUUGGAUUGAUGGGAUCGAAAUCCUUACUAGCCUGGGGCGGAAGUCAGGCGUAUAUGGAAAUGCGAAGGGAGGAUCAGGGUACGUACCACAAUUUAUUGUUGCACCUGAUCGUGGUGUUUAA
Messenger RNA from Rasamsonia emersonii CBS 393.64, 2280 nucleotides. RefSeq lists its product as uncharacterized. Bases 1 to 2280 code for a protein of 759 amino acids. Gene Ontology annotation, cellular component: cytoplasm. The record is from RefSeq and is a predicted model, not a curated record. The transcript has 4 exons. NCBI's taxonomy places the organism in Eukaryota, Fungi, Ascomycota, Eurotiomycetes, Eurotiales, Trichocomaceae.